UCCUGACGCCGUAGCGGAUGGGGCGGCUCCCAGAGGAGCAGAUAAAGGAGCGGCGGCGGGGAGUCGCUCAGAGCUCGGCUCAGCCUCGCCAGGAGAACGACGCUCUGCCUCCAGAAGAUUCACCUGCUCAGGUUGUUCUGCCGCCAUCUUUCCCCAUCAGAGGGAGGACCGUCCGUCGGUCUGCAGCGCCUCUUCCUGUCACUUCUUGUCACUUCCUGUCCGCCGCCAUCCAGCUGCAUUCACAGGUUCUAUCUGUCCAGACCCAGAGGUUGAGCGAGCGUCGGGUCCGUCUUAGACUGAGGAAGAGGGUCCAGAAACAGCCGCCAGGAGUAAACCUUAAACGUUCAGCAGCUCUGACCAUUAAAUCCUGCAUCUGUCUUCCUGAACUGUGGAACAAGUGGAGCAGCUGAGGAUCUACUUCUACGACUCUUAACCAAACCGAAAGGAUGGUGUCCAUCAGUCAGAACACUGCCAUGAAGAAAAAUGGAAAUGAAGUCCAUGAACCUGUGGCAGGCAUAUUUCUGGAGAAGACAGGGGAGAAAUUCACCAUUUAUCAGGCCAUGAAAAAACGUCUGCUUAAACCGGGAACGGCAUUAGCUCUACUUGAAGCACAAGCAGCCACUGUGGGCAUCAUAGAUCCGAUAGGAAACCGUAUACUUCCUGUUGCAGACGCUGUUAAAGAAGGAGUAGUUGGUCCAGAAAUGAGGGAGAAACUUCUCACUGCAGAGAAAGCCAUUAGUGGGUACAUAGACCCCUACACCAAUCAAAUUAUAUCUGUGUACCAGGCUAUGCAAAAAGAUUUAGUCCCCAGAGAGUAUGGCUUGAGGUUACUGGAAGCACAGAUAGCCAGCAAAGGCAUCUAUGACCCUGUGGAGAAGACCAGCAUCUCUACUGAUGCCGCGAUCCAAAAGGGCCUUUAUGAAAAGGCUUUGCUUAGUGACCAAAUGUCUGAGCUGAAGGUAUUUUACAAUCCAAGCACACAAGAAUAUCUUAACUACCAAAACCUUCUGGAAACAUGCACUGUGGAGCCAGAAACCGGCUUGUUGCUCCUUCCUGUCUGUAUUGCCUUCAAAGGUCUGCGCAAAGGCAUUUCCUCCAGUGAACUGUUGGAGUCAAAGAUCAUUGACAAAGAAACAUAUGAAGACUUGCAAAAGGGGAAGACCACAACCCAGGAUGUGAUGUUGAUGGAAACCGUGAAAGAAUACCUGGAAGGCAAAGGCAGCAUAGCAGGCAUUGCUGAUCUCUCAACCAAUCAGAGAAUAAGCAUUUAUCAAGCCAUGAAGCAAGGGAUAGUGAUGCCAGGCACGGCACUUGUUCUGCUGGAAGCACAAGCAGCAACUGGGUUCAUGAUUGACCCUGUAGGAAACAAGAAAUACACAGUGGACGAAGCUAUUAAGCACAAACUUAUUGGCCCAGAAUGUCAUUUGAAGCUGCUUUCAGCUGAGCGAGCAGUGACUGGAUACAAAGAUCCUUAUUCAGGAGAGACCAUAUCCCUAUUUCAAGCAAUGUCAAAGGAUCUCAUCGUUAAGGAACAUGGGAUCCGGCUACUGGAGGCACAAAUUGCCACUGGUGGAAUAAUUGAUCCAAUCAACAGCCACAGACUUCCCACUCAAGUGGCCUUUAAGAGAGGCUAUUUUGAUGAAGAAAUGAAUAAGAUACUGGAAGAUGAAGGCGAUGACACAAAAGGAUUUUUUGACCCAAAUACAGAAGAAAACCUUACAUACCUUCAGCUGAUUGAAAGGUGUGUCACCGAUCCUGGCACUGGAUUGUGCCUUCUUCCUCUACAUGACAAAUCAGGCAAAUUUAAUUCUAGCUUUAUUGACUACAAAACAAAAACUGUCUUCAAAACUGAAAAAGUCAAAGUGACAUGUGGGAAGUACAUAGGAAUGACAGUCUCUUUGUGGGAACUACUGAUGUCAGAGUACUUCAAUGAACACCAGAGGCAAGACAUAUUUCAGAAAUACAAGGAAGGGAAGUUAAAUAUCUCUACAAUCAUUAAGAUGAUUUUGGAGACCAUAGAAACAUCAGUAAAAGCAACAAAAACCGUCUUUGAGGGUAUACGGGAAACUGUCACAGCCAAGCAGCUUGUUGAAGCAGAAAUCAUCAGUGAGAAAGUGAUGAAGGAGUUGGAAGAUGGAAAAAAGUCAAUAAAGGACGUAAUAGAGGAUGAAAAUGUAAAUGUUUACUUACAGGGAAAAGACAGCAUCGCAGGUAUUCUGCUUCCAGAUUCCCAAGUUAUAACAAUCUACCAAGCCAGACAAAAAGGAAAGCUGAUGCCAGGAACUGGCCUGAUUCUGCUGGAGGCACAAGCAGCUACUGGGUUCAUUAUUGACCCCAUUGGAAACAGGAAGUUUUCAGUGGAUGAUGCUGUCAAAGCUAAAAUUGUGGGACCUGAUGUCUGUCAGAAGCUGCGUUCAGCAGAGAGAGCAGUCACUGGGUAUAAAGAUCCACAUGAUGGAAAAAUAAUCUCUCUGUUCCAAGCUAUGCAAAAAGACCUGAUCCUGAAAGAUCAUGGGAUUCGACUUCUGGAGGCACAGAUUGCCACUGGUGGUAUCAUUGAUCCGGUGAACAGCCACCGCAUCCCUGUACAUGUAGCCUAUAAGAGGGGAUACUUCCAUGAGGAGAUGAAUCAGAUUUUGAGCGAUCCAAGUGACGACACCAAAGGUUUCUUUGACCCCAAUACCCAUGAGAACCUGACAUACUUGCAGCUCCUGGCUAGAUGUGUCAAAGAUCCCAGUACUGGUCUGUGCCUCUUACCUCUGAAAAGCAAGAGCACCAAAAUAAAUAUUGAUGACAACAUGAGGGAAAUUUUCCAUAGGACAAUAAUUACUGUCAAGUAUGGCAGAUUCAAGGGCAGCACAACUCUGUGGGAAGCAAUUAAUUCAGAAUAUCUGUCUGAAGACAAACGACAGGACCUUUUCAAACUUUUCAGGUCCCGGAAAAUCACUGUUGAGCAACUGACAGUGACCAUUAUAGAUAUCAUUGAGAGCAAGGAGAUAAAACAGCAAGCAGAGCUGAACUUUGAAGGUCUCAGGGGAGAGGUGUCUGUUGUGGAUCUCUUGGAUCUUGAAAUUGUAGAUGAAAAAACAUACAAAAGUAUGAUUGAUGGAAAGCUUUCAAGUACUGAUGUAAUGAAGAUGGACAGAAUAAGAGCCUACCUCCAAGGGACAAGCUGUGUAGCAGGAUUGAUACUACAACCCUCCAAUCAGAAACUAAGCAUCAAUGAGGCACAGAAAAUGGGCAUCCUCACUCCAGGCACUGCCCUUUGUCUCCUUGAAGCACAGGCGGCCACAGGAUUCAUUGUAGAUCCUCUAAAAAACCAAAAGUUUACAGUGGAAGAAGCACUAAGAGAAAAGGUCAUUGGUCCACAAGUGUACGAAAAGCUGUUGUCUGCAGAGAGGGCCGUCACUGGUUACAAAGACCCAUACACAGGUCAAAAGAUCUCUCUAUUCCAAGCCAUGAAAAAGGAUCUUAUUGUCAAGCAGCAUGGUAUUCGUUUACUCGAGGCCCAAAUUGCUACUGGUGGUAUCAUUGAUCCAUUGAAAUGCCUUCAUUUACCUCUAGAGGUUGCAUACAGGAAAGGUUAUUUUGAUGCAGAACUCAAUCAAAUCUUAACAGACCCCACUGAUGACACAAAGGGCUUCUUUGACCCAAAGACUCAAGAAAAUCUGACAUAUAUGGAAAUGUUGAGCAGAUGUGUGAAAGAUAAAGACACUGGACUCCUUCUUCUGCCACUUAAUGGCACACCAAAGACAUCAGCAAAAACAGACAAGACAUACACAGAAGCAGAAAUAAGGCAAGAGUUUGAAAAGACAUUUGUAAGCGUAAGUGUGGGACGGUAUUCGGGAAAAUCUGUUUCUCUCUGGGACUUGAUUCACUCUUGUUACUUCACUGAAGAUCAGCAGCUAGAAUUUAUUGAAAAAGUAAGAACAAAGCAGAUGAACACCCAAACAAUAAUCACAGUAGUGAUUUCCACAAUUGAAAAACUGGAAAGGGAAACCCCCAAAGUGACAAUGGGGCUGAGAAAGGAAGUAUCUGCACAACAACUCUUAGAUUCUGAUAUUAUUGACUCAGCCACAUUCACACAGGUUAAAGAAGGAAAGCUAGACUUUGAAGAAGUAAGCAAAAGUGAAUUUGUGACAAGAUAUCUUCGGGGAACUGCAAGCAUUGCUGGUAUCAAAAUUUAUCCAACCCAGGAUGUAAUGAGCAUUUAUGAGGCAAAACAGAAAAAUCUUUUGACUCCCGGCAUUGCACUUGUACUGCUUAAAGCACAGUCUGCAACAGGAUGGGUGAUUGAUCCUGUCAGCAAUAAGUUCUAUUCAGUUGAUGAGGGUGCAAAGGAGAUGGUAAUUGGAACAGAUGUCCUUGAGCAACUUCUUUCAGCACAGCGUGCUGUCACUGGCUUUAAGGAUCCUUACACAGACGGCACCAUAUCCCUGUUUGAAGCGAUGAAAGAAAGACUAGUUGAAAGAAGUGAAGGCCUUCAUCUUCUUGAAGCACAGAUGGCAACUGGAGGAGUUAUCGACCCAAAUCAAAGUCACAGAGUACCUGCUCAAGUUGCUAUUAAAAAAGGAUUCCUUGAUGAAGAAACUUACAAUUUCCUGCAAAACCCAAGUGAUGAUGCAAGGGGUUACUUUGACCCAAAUACCAAUGAAAAUUUAUCCUACGUUCAACUGAUGAGUCGAUGUGAAAGAGAUUCCAAAACUGGACUCCUUCUCCUGCCAUUGGAUGUUGAUGAGUCCAAGGAGUUUCAUACAGAUGAGCAGGUGGAGCUUGCCUUCAAAAACAAAAGUAUUUCCCUGACUGUAGGAAAAUUUAAGAACAAC
Xiphophorus hellerii (green swordtail) is the source of this 4826-nucleotide messenger RNA. RefSeq names its product plectin-like. The annotation marks the transcript as partial. The record is from RefSeq and is a predicted model, not a curated record. The transcript has 5 exons. Gene Ontology annotation, biological process: hemidesmosome assembly; wound healing; intermediate filament cytoskeleton organization. Gene Ontology annotation, molecular function: cadherin binding; ankyrin binding; structural constituent of muscle. Gene Ontology annotation, cellular component: perinuclear region of cytoplasm; sarcolemma; cytoplasm. Lineage: Eukaryota; Metazoa; Chordata; Actinopteri; Cyprinodontiformes; Poeciliidae.